Messenger RNA from Neoarius graeffei (lesser salmon catfish), 2694 nucleotides. It is a transcript of the gene bicd1a, whose product is annotated as bicaudal D homolog 1a. The transcript is spliced from 9 exons. The record is from RefSeq and is a predicted model, not a curated record. Lineage: Eukaryota; Metazoa; Chordata; Actinopteri; Siluriformes; Ariidae. Gene Ontology annotation, molecular function: dynein complex binding; cytoskeletal adaptor activity; dynactin binding. Gene Ontology annotation, cellular component: Golgi apparatus; cytosol. Bases 1 to 2580 code for a protein of 859 amino acids. Gene Ontology annotation, biological process: regulation of microtubule cytoskeleton organization; positive regulation of receptor-mediated endocytosis; microtubule anchoring at microtubule organizing center.
AUGGCGGCUGGAGGAGGAUGCGCAGACAGUGCGGAUGAGUACCGGGCCGAGGUGGAGCGGCUGAGCCGCGAGCUCUCUGAAGCGAACCGGGAGAAGAUCCGUGCGGCGGAGUGCGGCCUCGCGGUGCUCGAGGAGAACCAGAGUCUGAAACAGCAGUGCGCUGAGCUGGAGGCUGAACAGGAAGCGCUCAGGAGAGAGCUGGAGCAGCUGCAGGAGGCAUUUGGCCAGGCAUACUCUAACCAGCGUAAAGUGGCAGAGGAUGGCGAGACGAAUGAGGAGACUCUUCUGCAGGAGUCCGCCUCCAAAGAGGCAUACUACAAGAAUCGCCUGCUGGAGUUGCAGAUGGAUCUCGAUCUGAGUCGCUCAGUGGCUUCCAACACACAGGCGGAGAGCGAACGCCUUAAUUUGCUGCUCCAGGAUUUAAGAGAGAGUAACGAGAUGCUGGAGCUGCAGACCGGCAGGAUGAGAGAAGAGAUUAAGGAGUAUAAAUUCAGAGAAGCCAGAUUGCUGCAGGACUACACUGAGCUGGAGGAGGAGAAUAUCAUACUACAGAAACUCGUGUCCACACUCAAGCAGAACCAGGUGGAAUAUGAGGGUUUAAAACAUGAAAUCAAAGUAUUGGAAGAAGAAACAGUUCUGCUAAACAGCCAAUUAGAUGAUGCAUUGCGUUUGAAGGACAUCUCUGAGGGACAGUUAGAAGAGGCACUGGAUGCUCUGAAGAGUGAAAGAGAACAGAAGAACAGUCUGAGGAAGGAGCUAGCCCACCACCUCAGCCUGACUGACAGUGUGUAUGGAACCAGCACACAGAUCCCCAUUUCUGUCGUGGAGGGAUUAAAGUUUGCAGAGGAGCAGACCACAAAUGGCACCUUGGCCUCUGGCUCUAGUCCCAAUAAUGAGGACAGUAACAAGUGUAACGGAUGUAAUGGCCAUGGGCCGAAGAUGAACGGUGACUACCACCGGCCGGGUGGGAGGAAAGAAACACUGAACCCGGUGUCUGAUCUUUUCAGCGAACUCAACCUGUCUGAAAUCCAGAAACUGAAACAGCAACUCUUACAGGUGGAACGAGAAAAGGCCACCCUCCUGACUAACCUGCAGGAGUCUCAGACCCAGCUACAGCACACACAGGGAGCUUUAUCAGAGCAGCACAAGCAUGUAAAUUGCCUUACAGCACGUGUUAAUGCUAUGAAACGUCUCUGCAGCGACAAGGAGCUGGAUGCCGAGGAGACCGAGAAAGGGGACACUCCUUUGAAUGGCUGCCGUGAGUACGACAUCGACAUUAAUGGCAUUGAGAUCCUGGAAUGUAAGUACAAGGUGGCUGUUACAGAGGUCAUUGACCUGAAAGCUGAGCUGAAAGCCUUGAAAGAGAAGUACAAUCAGUCUGUGGAGAGUCAAUCAGAAGAACGCAGCCAAAGUGAGGGAAAACUGAAAACACUUUAUGACCAUGUAACGUCAUUGGAGCGAGAGUGUCGUGAGAGCCGUGAGCGAAUCACCAGCCUAGAGGCCGAGCUCCGAUGCACAUCAUCCAUGUCCAGUGAGAGUCAAGCCAUGCUGAAUGCUGCUCAGGACGAGCUAGUUACCUUCAGUGAAGAACUUGCUCAGCUCUACCAUCAUGUCUGCAUGUGCAACAAUGAAACACCCAAUCGUGUUAUGCUGGAUUACUACCGCCAGAGUCGUGUUACACGUAGCGGCAGUCUUAAAGGCACUGAUGACCCACGUGCAUUGCUGUCACCACGACUUGCCCGGCGACUUGCUGCUGCCAACUCGUCAGAUCCUUCACGGAGCCCUCAUGACUCACCCUUGAAGGAAGCGUUAGGUGAAGGGGGUAAAGCAGAGACAGUGAGUCCCAACAGAAGCCCAUUUGGCUCCCCGGUCCACAGUGCCUCGCCAUCUGCUUCACCUUUACUAGAGGCAAACGGAGAUCUUCGCAAAGAGCCUUUGAAUAUUUACAACCUGAACGCCAUUAUUCGAGACCAGAUCAAGCACCUGCAGAGAGCUGUGGACCGUUCACUACAGCUAUCCAGACAGAGGGCUGCUGCUCGGGAGCUGGCACCCAUCUUUGACAAGGACAAGGAGGCCUGCAUGGAGGAGAUCCUGAAGCUGAAGUCCCUCUUGAGCACGAAGAGAGAACAGAUAGCCACUCUACGGCUCGUACUUAAAGCCAACAAACAGACUGCAGAAGUAGCCUUGGCCAACCUGAAGAGCAAGUAUGAAAAUGAAAAGACUAUUGUGACGGAGACAAUGAUGAAGCUGAGGAAUGAGCUAAAGGCUCUGAAAGAGGACGCAGCCACCUUUUCCUCUCUGAGGGCGAUGUUUGCCACCAGAUGUGAUGAGUAUGUUACUCAACUGGAUGAGAUGCAGAGGCAGCUGGCAGCAGCAGAGGAUGAGAAAAAGACUCUGAACUCUCUGCUCCGCAUGGCCAUCCAGCAGAAACUUGCCCUCACACAGCGUUUGGAAGACCUGGAGUGUGAUCAUGAGCAGUCGUAUCGCGGGCGUGGAGGAAAGAUGCCUAAAAUCAAAACCAGUCCCCAGAAAAUUGUCAGUAGCCUGCUGCAUCAGUACCGCCACUCUCCCGACAAGUGAGGAGUGAGAGAGUGUUCACGGCUCGCAGUACUAAUAUUGUGAUAACGCUUCAAGAAGACGAACUAAAAGACGCCUCCCUCGGACUUCCCUAUGAUCCUUUUAAAUGUCUGGCAC